Messenger RNA from Athalia rosae (coleseed sawfly), 2759 nucleotides. Its product is annotated as DNA damage-regulated autophagy modulator protein 1. The record is from RefSeq and is a predicted model, not a curated record. NCBI's taxonomy places the organism in Eukaryota, Metazoa, Arthropoda, Insecta, Hymenoptera, Athaliidae. Bases 1892 to 2716 code for a protein of 274 amino acids. The transcript is spliced from 7 exons.
UGAUUAAUAUUUUUUUUUAACUUAACGUGAGAAAUAAUUGGAUCGUUGACCAAUCGACGAUUUUGGACUUUGAUCAGUUACCGACACAUCCGCAUCCUCGCUAUUAUUUAUUCGGACAAAUGCGGGGAAAAUAUUGCCCUCGUGGUGUACAAUGUGACCGUAGACUGUAGAGUUUUUGUGUUAGAAAAAUAAUUCGCGCUAACAUAACAUUCCUGAUUUACCGGAUUUUCCAGCGCAGUUUUUUUCCCCAUUACACCCGUCUAACCACAUCGCAAAUCACCGGAUCUUUAGUCAUUUUUUCAUCCAAGUUCAAUCAUCAUUACAACGAUCAUGUCAAUGAUGCACUUUGCCACGGGAUACGCGGUGGUCGUAAUUGAUGAUUAUCGGAAUGAGUGUACACGUGCUUCGGGACGGACUGCUGUGUAAAAUCAUGCGAAUUGUAAUGCGAUUCGAGUCGUCGCGAUUAUGUUGGUUUUCAGAGAGAAAAUCAAGUAAACGAACAACAACAAAAAAAAAAAACGUCAUAGUGCAGUCGGUUUCCUCGUCGAGGACUAUGCGUGUAUGGGAAAUGAAGUGAUAAUUCGCGGUGAUGAUAACGUGAUAAUUACACCGUCGCGUUCGCGUUGAAACGAUAAAUUGUCGUACUGAUUAGGGAAAAGAGGGAAUGAAAAUAGCCUCAGAAAAUAACGUUAGUAUAACGGUUAGCCCUAUUUCUUUCUUUCUUAUCACAAUGCAACCGUUGGGGCCAUUUUUUAUCUCCGUCAAGGAGCCAAUUUUAGUUUAUUAAUUUUCGUUGUUAUUCCCAAGGCUUUUACUAUCGCGUUAUAUCGAUGUAACUAAAUAAGAUACCGUCGCUUGGCGACGCGUGUUUGGCAAACGUUUGCCACUUUGCGUUUUGCAAUAGUGUGGAAUGCUUUUUUGCUUUUUGCCGUUGUUAAAAUUUCAGGUAAAAAAAAUCGCAGCGAAAAAUAACAGCAGAAUUGAAAACGCACGCCACACCAUUUUUCGUCGAAAUUAUCAGCCGAACAAGUUCUGGAAUUCCGUUGAGACGUUUUUGAGAGACAAAAAAAAAUGCAACGCCGCUUAAAAUCUCAUUUAAAAAACAUCACCGCCUCGAACGACGAUUGAAAUUCUUUUGAUAAAGACACAAGUUCGAUACGUGACCGAAAUACAUCGGGGAUAAUCGGUUCAAAAACGUUUAAAAAAAACUUUUUCAUCCUUCUACAAAAUGCAUCAUUCUUUCUCCUAUCGUCGAAUCCACGUUUGAAGGGCUUCGGUUUUUUCGACCCAAUUCGAUCAGACCGUUCCUUUCAGUACUCACGGGUCGUUAUACACGCGGCUAUACCGACGAUAAUGCAAAGGUCCUUGGCUGAAAAUAAUGCCAAAGUUCAAAGCGCUGUUCCAAGUGACUGCCGAUGCAGACGUUCUACAGUCUAGGCCAAUGUCACUCGGAUCACGAAGGCCCUGCGUACCGAACGAAAAUCAUUAUUUUUCAUCGAAAUAACUAAACCGAUCGAUCUUCCAAAAAUCUUUGCUCCUUCCCGCUGGAUCACCCUAUCGAUUAUUCACGCGCGUAAAAAUCGCUGCGAUCGGCGAGGGGGAAUAUGAGCCAAGGUUUCGCGGGCGACGGAGCUUCCUGGAGAUCUUGAUGACAGACUACCACUGCCCAUGAAACAACACUCGAUCGAGCCAACCGCAGUGACUCCGAAGUGUAUGCGAACAGAGUGGCUUCGGAGUUUGUCGCGUGAGGAUCGAAGUUUAAGUGUCGCGAAAAUUCUACGAAUAAGUACAACGGCGAAAUUACACCGUUCCGUACACGGAUGCGUUUGUGCCAUAUAAGCCGGCGGUGCAGAUAAUCCCUACGGUAGUAGUUGCCGCUCGAUCGUCGAUCAUGGAUCAGCUGGAAAAAUCUGUUGGAAAUCUUCACUAUCUACCGAUAAUCAUCUUCGUUCUACUGCCCACCACCUUUAUCGCUACGUACGUUAUCGCAGUGGUGUUGGGACAUGUGGAACCAGGAUUUCCAUAUAUAUCGGACACGGCAACUUAUCCACCGGAAAGCUGCAUAUUUGCACAGAUAAUAAAUAUGGCGGCUGCGAUGAUGUGCGGCGUCAUCUGGCUUCGUUACUCUCAGAUAAAAGAGAUUUCCAGCUCUUAUCAGCUACACGCUUCACUGCCAAAAUGGAACAGGUCAUCUUUGAUCUUGGGGCUGUUGACCUGCCUCGGAUUAUCCUUUGUAGCGAAUUUUCAAGAAACUAACGUCAUAGUCGUUCACCUUCUCGGGGCUUUGUGUUGCUUCGGAUGUGGAACCGCCUACUUUUGGACGCAGGUCGUCUGUUCUUACUACCUGCAUCCCCUCGGAUGCUCCUUGAGGGUCGCUCACCUCCGACUCUCCCUCGCCGUGGGAUGCACGGUACUGUUCGUCCUCGGGACCAUCACAGCAGCCCUCUCGCAGAUGUUUUAUCACGGAGACAAUCCGAGAAAAUGGCACAAGGAAGACGGCGGGUGGGAAUUGCACGUUGCCAGUACAGUGGCCGAGUGGAUAUGCGCCGGUUUCUUUUGUUUCUACAUUCUCACCUUCACCGACGAGUUUCGAAGCAUCCAACUGAAGCGACCCAAGGUGAUAUUCAAAGCCGGCCACCUCAGAACGAGCAACGAAGUCCUGAACGAGAGUCAGGACGAAGUGCCGCAGGUGAAAGCACCGGCGACGAUCACCUGAUCGGGCGUAACGAGGGGCGCUUUCGGAGGAUCGUUAAACGGCC